This is a messenger RNA of Alternaria novae-zelandiae, 1566 nucleotides long. RefSeq lists its product as uncharacterized. Lineage: Eukaryota; Fungi; Ascomycota; Dothideomycetes; Pleosporales; Pleosporaceae. The record is from RefSeq and is a predicted model, not a curated record. Gene Ontology annotation, molecular function: zinc ion binding; DNA-binding transcription factor activity, RNA polymerase II-specific. Gene Ontology annotation, biological process: regulation of DNA-templated transcription. The coding region runs from base 1 to 1566 and encodes 521 amino acids. The transcript has 4 exons.
AUGCAUAGUCUCAACAGUGGUGGUCCCACGGGUAGUCUCACAAUGCCAAAGCGAUCGGCUGGCUGCUUCGAGUGCAGGAAAAGAAAGGUUCGAUGCGACGAGACCAAACCAGAGUGCAAUACCUGCGUGAGGCGCGGAACAAAAUGCCCUGGCUAUCGGCCAGCACAGGCUUUUAUUCUCCACAACUUCGAUGCACACGGAGAAAAGCCAUCCCUGAUCAAGGAGGAUGAGAAUCGCUACAAGUACGCCAGUCAAGCUUCGUCAAGCUCACAAAACGACGCAACUUUCUCAAGCAAGGCCAUCGUACGCAGAGAAGAUGCGCAAACGGAGCCUGAGGAUGCGCCUCUGCCCAAGCAGGUCAGCGCAGUUGCCGCCGACAGAAUACAGCAUCUGGGAACCUUCAUUGCCCUGUAUUUGCCCAGAGCUGAGGGUCCGGCGUUGCCGCCCCCUUCAGCCCUGAUGCUUGGCCUACCUACUAUGCCCGCGAACAGCCCGGUACUCAUGGCUGCAAUUGAUGCUCUCUCUGCAGCGCAACUGGCGGUGAACAACAGAAAUCAUCCGCUCAUCCAUCGCUCCAGGUCGCUAUAUGGCACAGCCCUGAGUCAGAUGUUGCGCGCAAUACAAGAUCCAGUGACAGCACUCAAAGACGAAACACUGCUAUCAACGUAUAUGCUCACGCUUUACGAGGUUUUCGUAGGUGUUACACAAGGUCAUGGCUUUUUCUACCAUGUCCAGGGACUUCUACAUCUUCUUAAGCAGCGUGGGCCAGCUUCAUUCGAGAGUCGGUUGAGCAUGCAAAUUUUCCACGCCAUACGGUACAAUUCGCUGAGUAUCGGCUACCACAUGCGAAAGGCCUCAAUGCUAGACAGCACGGAAUGGUUAUCAGUGACUGCCAAAGCGGCAAAAGUGGAUCCGUACGUGGCUCUGAACGACAUCUGCAUACACAUCCCACGACUCCUGGAGCGCACGGACAAGGCCACCAGACCAGAAUGUCCAAAGGAGGAGAUUGAUUCUCUCAUUGAGGAUUCGCAACAAGUCGCUAGCCGUGCUUUUGAGUGGCUCUCAACGUUUGAAAGACACGGUCCGCGAUACGACACGGUAGACGUUGCCUUCAUGGAUGGCUUCCUGGAUAUUUGCGCAGACCGCGUAUUCGAUCCCGUCUUCUACUUCCACUACUUUGGGGCCGGCAUUUGCUACCUUAUCUACUGGAUGAGCAUGUUGAUCUUGCAAGGCAACACAUUCAAGUUGCUCCGGCAGCAUCGACAACUCGAUAUGAAGCAAUUGUACAUGUGGGACCGCCAGCUCAGCAGCUAUGCAGAUUCGAUAUGUCGAAGCGUGCCGUACAAUUGUCGGCCCGUCACUGGUUACACUGCAAAAUUCGGAUCGUUGACACCGCUUAUGGUUGCGAGAAAAUACUACGAGAUGAAGGGAGCACAGACCGAAGCAGGAUGGUGCGCAAAAGUUUACAUGGGCGCGAGAGUACCGGAGCUCUAUCAAGCGCCCAUCGCAUUAGAACCUUUCGAGAAUGUCAAGAAGACCGUGCAGGGCAACCCGCGGUAUAUUUGA